CGAAUAAGCAUGGCGCGGGGGUGGCCUGGAGAUGCAGGAGCACAGCAUAGCAUAGCAUAGCAUAACAUAGCAUAGCAGCAUCCUGAUGGAGGGAGGAUGGCGAGCCAACGGGAGCGGGAACAGAGCGUUUUCAAACAUGUCCUAAAGUGACAUACACUCUGUGUGCCCUCUUGCCCACGUUAACGGGUACUCGCCCGUUCUGUGUGUGUUUCCUCCGAGUCUAGACCUCUGCUCCGCUCCCCAGAGCUCGACGUGAGCGCGAUCUCUCCGCCUAGCCCCUCCCUCCAUCCUUCUCCCUCCUCUGGCGUCCCUCUCGAGGGAAUUCCUCGAUCAGGCGAGCGAAGCAAAGAAGCAGCAGAGCAGAGGAGGACGAUACGCAGGCUGUGAAGUGGAUUCAUGGUCUGAUCGAAGAACAAGGAUUUGUAUUCAAGAAAGACAAGGAAGCGACGACUGUGCGAACGAGAGCGUAAAGAAGGAAUUACGUUGGAUGGUUGAUUGCCAGCAGCAUCAGCAGCAUCAGCAGCAGCCGCAGCAAGCACGGAGAAGGAAAGAGGAGGUUGUAAAGUGUGUGUGCAAUAGUAGGAACCAAACUCACCCUUCAGAAAUGGUAACGCGUCUUUAAGUACGCAAUUGUAUCAGUAGCCGUUGGUGCAUUUGAGUUGUGAACCGAAUCACAGUUGACAGUCUUCGAAGAUGGGAAGCCGUCACGAUAAGGACAAGGACAAAGGCGUCAAUGUCCAAGUUCUUCUUCGAUGCAGGCCUUUCAGCGAAGAUGAGCUGAAGAGUAAUGCACCACAAGUAAUAUCCUGCUAUGAACAUCGUCGGGAGGUGACGGUGUGUCAAAAUAUAGCUACCAAGCAGAUAGAUCGAACAUUCACGUUUGAUAAGGUCUUCGGUCCUACGUCUCAGCAAAAGGAUCUUUAUGACCAGGCAGUUAUUCCCAUCGUGCACGAAGUGCUUGAUGGGUUCAAUUGUACCAUAUUUGCAUAUGGUCAGACUGGGACAGGAAAGACUUACACAAUGGAAGGUUCAGGGAGGAAGGCGAAGAAUGGAGAGCUGCCUCCGGAUGCUGGUGUCAUUCCUAGAGCCGUCCAGCAGAUUUUCGACACUCUGGAAAGUCAACACGCUGAGUACAGUGUGAAAGUCACAUUUCUGGAGCUAUACAACGAGGAAAUAACUGACUUGCUAGCCCCGGAAGAGUUCUCGAAGGUCAUGGACGACAAACAACGUAAGCCAUUAGCACUCAUGGAAGACGGGAAGGGUGGUGUGCUGGUUCGUGGACUGGAGGAGGAAAUUGUGACUAGUGCAAACGAAAUCUACAGUUUGUUGGACCGAGGAUCCGCGAAAAGGCGUACUGCCGAGACGCUCUUAAACAAACAAUCCAGUCGAUCACACUCUAUCUUCUCCAUUACUAUCCAUAUCAAAGAGGCCACUCCAGAGGGUGAGGAGCUUAUCAAGUGCGGGAAGUUGAACUUGGUCGAUCUUGCUGGUUCCGAAAACAUUUCUCGGUCCGGUGCCAGGGAUAGCCGAGCGAGAGAAGCUGGGGAAAUCAAUAAGAGUCUGUUGACUCUCGGGCGUGUAAUCACAGCCCUCGUGGAGCACUUGGCGCACAUCCCGUACAGGGACAGUAAGCUCACCAGAUUACUAAGGGAUUCCCUCGGUGGUAAAACAAAAACCUGCAUUAUUGCAACUGUAUCUCCGUCUGUACAUUGCUUAGAAGAAACCCUCAGUACGCUGGACUACGCCCACCGUGCAAAGAACAUCAAGAACAAGCCAGAAGUGAACCAGAAAAUGAUGAAGUCUGCCUUGAUCAAAGAUCUCUAUGGGGAAAUUGAGAGGUUGAAAGCAGAGGUCAAUGCCGCUCGGGAUAAAAAUGGAAUUUACCUUCCUCGCGAACGCUUUUACCAAGACGAAGUCGAGAAGAAGGCCAAGGAUGACAAAAUCGAGGUCAUGGAGUACGAACUUGAGGCCAAAGACAAGCAAAUUGAGGACGUGCAAGAAAAUCUCGAAAUCCAUCAAAAGCAGUACGCUGAGCUGGCAGCGAAGAUGGAAGCUACCCAGAAAGCGCUCGAACAAUGUCAAGAAGCCCUCGUGGAAGCGAACAUCAACAUGAAGCACGCCCAAUACACGAUCAGUCAACAUGAAUACGUCAUUGAAGCACAGCAACAAGCAGAAACUAGCCUCGCAACACAGGCUGCACAACUUCGAUCUGAAUUGGAGAAUGCAGUCACCGAUGUUUCUGGACUAUUCGCGAAGCUGGAGCGUAAAAACAACCUGGAAGCUGGAAAUCGUCAGUUGGUCGAGAAGUUUCAAACCAUGCUCUCUGAGCAGAUGCACGUGGUACACAACACCAUGGCGGGUUCUGUCACCGCCCAGCAGAAACUGCUUCACAAGAUGGAGCUGCAGCUCCAGGGAUUCAUGACAGCCAAAGAUCAAUCGGUGGAGCAGUUGAAGAUGAAGCUUGAUGGCCUCCGCAGCACCUAUCUCCAACAGAUACGCAGCCUGCAUGAAGUAGUUAGCACUCAUGAGACCGGCUCCUCGGAUGUCCUUCAAAGGCUGAACACCUCUGUUUCAACUCAUUCUUCAGAACUGGAUCAAUUGUUUGCCCGUCACGUAGUUGAGGCUGAAUUGGUUCUCAAGGAACUUCUGGAGUCACUUAGGGAGCAACAACGUGAAAUUACAGGGCUUGCCACUCAACAACGGGAGGCAGCGCGACUGAAUCUGGAUUCAACCAGAUCCAUCUCCAGAGUCGUCCUGGACACUCUUCAAACGCUUUACUCUGGUGCUCUUGACUUCGCCGAGAAUGUCGAAUCAAGUAGCAGUGCCCAUGAUCAGAGUCUUGCUCAGCUUGCGGAGGCAUACGAGGAGCAAGCGAAGCAAGAGAAGGCACUAUUGAUGGAGGGUAUAGCCGAAAUGUUGAGCCAAUCCAUGACUCGAAAGGUUGAUCUGGUCACAUCCAGAGUCAGCAAGUUAAGAGAGACGACAGUCUCCGAAGCUGCGGAGAGAAAGGCAAAGAUUGUCACCUUCCAGGAAGUCACCUCCUCUGCUAAAGAGAAGGUGGAGGUCUUCGUGAAAUCUAGCGAGGAGGCUGCAACUGAAAGCGCAUCUCUUCUAACUCUUAAACACGAACGCAUGGACGAGCUUCUAGAAAUCUGCGUAAAGGACACCAACAAAGCAGAACAACAAUGGAAGGCUGCAUCAGAAUCAGUUCAGCAAUUCGAAAGGAAUUACAUUCCAGUCACAACCUCGCUCAUCAAUGAAGGAUUAGAGGCAAAUCAGUUCCUAGUUGCCCGAUCAGCAGCACUCAAUACGGCGGUAGAGGCCGACAUUGAGGACGGAACUGUGGCAGCGUUUGCUCUCAUUGAGGACACAAGGCAAUACGAGCAUGAGGCAGCAGCCGGAUUACAGUCUAUUGUGGAGGCACAGUCGCAUGCGGCGGCCCAGCUUGAAAGCUCCCACAAUUCCAACGUAGACGAACUGAAGCGAAUCACCGAGCAAAGUCUUGGCGUUGAUUAUCAGGAUGACCAACCGACUGGUUCAACUCCCUCUAAGAGAACAAUCGAAGUACCUAGCUUAGCUGCAAUCAACUCGUUGCGUACACCUGCAAUGGAAAGUUUAGUGCAGGAAUUUCGAUCAAAGCACAGCCCACCUGAAAUGGAGGGUCGAUUGAAGCUAGCGAACGGAAAAGUCAUAACGCAGGCAGACGUCCGAGAUUUCCGAAUUCCCCUGACGACACUCAACUAGAAAGAUGUACUAUUUUCCAGCGUGUCUCGCGCUUGGGUCAGCUGAACCCACCAACUGUCCAGUUUACGUCUGUCUAGUCAUCCCUUGGGUGGAGAUGAAGGAUGGACAGAUGUUUGUCAAAAUCCGCUCGUGUGUCGACUUGACAACCAGCCGAAGCUUUGUCCUAACCAUCUAGAGCUGUAAUUUAUAAGAACGUUGCUGUAGAUACCACCAUGUUCUCACACCGGUUAAUGAUUGCUGGAGAACUUUGUUUCUUGCUGAAGUAUAUCUGGCCUGUCUAGGCAGCAGAGUAGAUUUCCACAUUCUCCGUGGAGGGUUAGGGGUCAGUGAACACACUCUUGAAGGACUGAGUUGGAUGGAGGUAGUUGAAUCCAGAUCAGUGGCCUGACUAGCACGCGCAACGCACCACGCGAGCGGGUUGAGGCCAUUGUCGAGGAAUGUAUGUCUGCAUUAUUUGAGCUGCGUCGAGUCGACUCACUCAACUCAGGCAUUAUGGAUGGUGAGAUUGAUUCAUUUACGGUUGUGUUGGUUCUCUGGGAGACGACAGCCACAGCAGCGGAGAAAGUAUUAACUCCUCACUAAUUAGGGUUUCUAGGACAAUUUGUUGUAUGACUCUUAAUGAAGGUCAGAACCAAGCUCGACUCACCAAAUUGGUUGGUGAGCACAAGUAUUUGAAAGAGGGAUUUCACUGCACAGUGGAUUUCGAUGGGCUGAUUAUUUAAUAUCCGCCCAGUCAAACCCUUCAGUAGCUGGUUGUCAACUUCAUCCUCGUAUGUACAUAGACAUAUUCAUUAUCUGAACUUAGAGAGGGAAUUUCUUCAGCUAGAUACGGCACCACUCAAGUAAGUCGUCCUGGCACUCAAGCACUCAUGAAGUCUUGACAUUGGAUAUGUUCUCUUGUAAAAAUCACUCUACUAGUGAAUUUCAAUGAGAGGACUGAAGAGAAAUCUGCUGCUGCGUUUUUGAUCCUGACUUGCAAAUAAAGUACUCUGCAAUGGAACGUUUCG
This is a messenger RNA of Marchantia polymorpha subsp. ruderalis, 4751 nucleotides long. NCBI's taxonomy places the organism in Eukaryota, Viridiplantae, Streptophyta, Marchantiopsida, Marchantiales, Marchantiaceae. The record is from the annotation of a GenBank genome assembly.